Microbotryum saponariae is the source of this 2228-nucleotide messenger RNA. The record is from the annotation of a GenBank genome assembly. NCBI's taxonomy places the organism in Eukaryota, Fungi, Basidiomycota, Microbotryomycetes, Microbotryales, Microbotryaceae.
AUGGCCAACUCGACGAUGCAUGCGAUCGCUCCUGGCACCACAACGGGUUCGUCCGGUGGUGGCGCGGGUGGUGGUGGUGGUGGUGGUGGGGCGGCAGGGGGACAGGACUGGUCGCGUGUGCUGUCGUUCCUGGAUCGCCUGUCGCCGAUGAUGAUGGGUCGUCUGUACGAGUCGCCCUCAAGUUGUCUCUGUAUCUUCAGGUACGUGUUCCUCAUCCGAAGCUCCCUUCGGUCAAGGUCAGGUGGCGCCCGGCGAUGACGUCGGGGUCGGGUUGCGAGCUCACGUCUCGGUCUCGCGUUGAGCUGACUCGAGGUUGCCAUGAAACGACCCGAUCAGGCUGCUACCCGAGACGGCACGACACGUCGUACUCGAUAUGUUGUGGUACGACCGGCCAGUGACGUACAGCGAUCUUGCUUUGUGGAUUCGACAGCGGCGAAGCGACGGUGGCCGAGACGGCGAGCGGAGGUGAGUGUCACCGCAAACGUGCAGGGUCUCGCUCAGGGUUCACAUGGACUCACACGCCCACAACCACGCACAGGCAUCUUGACAUGACGUUGAGCGCGCUUGCGCGAUUGCACAUCCUCGCCGAACAAUUCUCGCGCCCUUCGGACCCAAAGGCAACGGCCCAUCUUGACCGCGAGGUGCAGCUGGAAGCACGGUUCCGAGCGAGUUUGAAGAUGGCAUUAACGGGAGGGUAAGUGGCCGUGUGUGGGGGGAGCUGCUGGAUGCAAGUGGCCCUUCGCUGACGUAGGGAUAUAUGGCCAACUAAGGGGUUCCCGCGGCUCCUUCGGUGAUCCCAGCGCAGAAGAGGAUGUUCAAGUCACUCCGACAUUCCUCGAUCAGUACGCCGAGACGCAAUGGGAGGUAAGUCGAAUGCGUAUCAAUCGACCCCGUCCGAUUCUUGAUCUUGGGCGUACAAGCUCACACCACACCCUGUUCAAUCCGCAGAUGAUCCAGCAUUUCAUGGUCGGCUCCUCGAUUCCGGGAAUUCAGCGACCUUCCGAUGGCGUGUUGAACUUGCUCAUGAACCGUGGACUGAUGACUGCGGCGUGGGUGGCCUCGAUCUUGUGAUGGAUUAGAGAGUGGGGAAACAACGUGCUGAUGCUGGCACGCGGAAUAUUUUGCAGUCCAAACUCGCCGAGGACACUCUUGAUUACCUCGCCCGGAUUCCAGUUUCUGCUCGAGGACAUCAACACACAGCUCUGGGAUUUGUUGCUACAAUAUCUAGAUGAAGCACCGGUCAGUUGGCCUGUGGAACCCGGGCAGCCUGUUUCAGGGUGCGAAGCUUGAUGCGCUGCUGAAGAGAUGCUGAUUACUUGCAGGAUGUUGUCGAGGUUCUUCGGUUCUUGUUCAUGCUGGCCUCCUUGGAACUCGGUCGAGUAAGCUUUCGCGAGCGGUACUUAUAGGGCCGAUCGCAUUGAGUGUUGCUCAUGCUGUGCGUGCUGUACGGCUCUAGGGUUACUCGGCGCGGAAUCUGUCAACAAUGGAGAAACGCGUGCUGCAGGAUCUGUGCGACUACGGGCUUGUGUAUCGGCCGGCCGGUGCUUCAGACGCGUACUACCCUACACGUUUGGCGACGACCUUGACAUCCUCGGCCCCGCCGCUUGUUUCUUCUCGGCAUGCCGACGAAGAGCGCGGCUUUGUAGUACUCGAGACCAACUACAAGGUGUACGCAUAUACCUCGAAUCCGCUGCAGAUUGCGGUGCUGAACUUGUUCGUGCACCUCAAGAAUCGCUUCCCGAAUUUCGUUACCGGCCAUAUCACACGCGACAGCAUUAGACGGGGGCUUUCUAAUGGUAUCACAGCAACACAAAUCAUCUCUUACCUCUCCAGUCGCGCGCACCCCCAGAUGCGCGCCGAUGCGAUCAAGGAGGGUGCAGCCUCCAUUCUCCCAACGACGGUCGUGGAUCAGAUCCGUUUGUGGGAGCAAGAGGGCCAGCGGGUGCAGACCUCCGAAGGUGGGCACCGAGUCAUGACGAAGCAAAAAGUGGAAAUAGAGUCACUUGCUGAUGUCGUACGCAUGUAUCGUAGGGUACCUAUACGACGAUUUCCUCGCCUCCUCAGAUUACGAGUUGGUGGCGAACUACGCGCGCGAUCUUGGAGCAAUGCUGUGGGAAUUGCCCUCGGCUCGCAAGAUGUUUGUCACAGUGGACGGGCAUGCACAACUAAGGUGCGUUUUCUUUGUCUUCGCGGCCAUGCGGCUCAGCCGCGCGCAAAUGAGUAUGUGA